This is a messenger RNA of Lachancea mirantina, 1530 nucleotides long. Lineage: Eukaryota; Fungi; Ascomycota; Saccharomycetes; Saccharomycetales; Saccharomycetaceae. The record is from the annotation of a GenBank genome assembly.
AUGGCUCCUAUCGAGUACCUCCUCUUUGAAGAGCCCACGGGAUAUGGUAUUUUCAAGGUCAAGCUGCAGCAAGAUGACAUCGGAUCACGUUUGAAAGAGGUGCAGAAGCAAAUAAAUGACUUCGGUUCCUUCACAAAAUUGGUCGAGCUAGUGUCUUUUGCACCAUUCAAAGGUGCUGCUCAGGCGCUUGAGAACUCGAACGAUAUCUCAGAGGGUCUAGUUUCGGACUAUCUCAAGAGUGUUCUUGACAUGAACCUUCCAAAAGGUUCGAGCAAGAAAACGGUUACUUUGGCCAUUUCUGAUAGAAACUUAGGUCCUUCCAUUAAAGAGGUAUUUCCAUUUGUGGACUGUAUAUCCAACGAGCUAGCGCAAGACUUGAUCCGUGGUGUGAGAUUGCACGGAACUAAGCUUCUCAAGGAUUUGCAAGAGGGCGAUCUUGAAAGAGCUCAGCUAGGUCUGGGGCAUGCAUACUCGAGAGCCAAGGUCAAGUUCUCUGUGCAAAAGAACGACAACCACAUUAUCCAGGCUAUCGCUUUGCUCGACCAGCUUGACAAGGAUAUCAACACAUUCGCUAUGAGAGUCAAAGAAUGGUACGGAUGGCACUUCCCAGAGCUUGCCAAGCUUGUCCCCGACAACUACAAGUUUGCACAGCUCGUUUUGUUCAUAAAGGACAAAGCCUCUUUGAACGAAGAUUCUGUUCACGACCUAGCGGCUCUUCUCGACAAUGACGCAGGCAUUGCUGAGCGUGUGAUUGACAAUGCUCGUAUUUCCAUGGGUCAAGACCUUUCCGACAUUGACAUGGAGAAUGUCAGUGUGUUUGCUCAAAGAGUUGUUUCUCUUGUGGACUACCGCAGACAGCUAUACGAGUAUUUAUGCUCCAAGAUGAACACCGUUGCGCCCAACUUGUCUGAGCUCAUUGGUGAAGUCAUUGGUGCUAGAUUAAUCUCGCACGCCGGUUCCUUGACCAACUUGUCCAAACAAGCUGCUUCAACUGUUCAGAUUCUAGGUGCCGAAAAGGCCCUUUUCAGAGCGUUAAAGACCAAGGGUAACACUCCUAAGUACGGGUUGAUCUACCACAGUGGAUUUAUUGCUAAGGCUUCAGCCAAGAACAAGGGAAGAAUUUCUAGAUACCUUGCAAACAAGUGUUCCAUCGCCUCCAGAAUCGACAACUAUUCAGACGAACCUACCAGUGUUUUUGGUAGCGUUUUGAAGAAGCAAGUUGAACAAAGAUUGGAAUUUUAUAGCACAGGAUCUCCAACUUUGAAAAAUGAGGUAGCGAUUCAAGAAGCUAUCCAACUGUACAACAAAGAUAAGCCUCAGGAAGAGGUCAAGGCCUCGAAGAAGAGAAAGCUAGAGGCCGAAAGCGAGGACGAGGACUCCAAGGAAACAAAGAAGGAGAAGAAGGAAAAGAAAGACAAGAAAGACAAGAAAGACAAGAAAGACAAGAAAGACAAGAAGGACAAGAAAGAGAAGAAGGAGAAGAAAGACAAGAAGGAGAAGAAGGAGAAGAAAGACAAAAAGAAGAACUAA